CAAUUGGCGACUCAGAGGAAGAAACUAGACAUGACCUGAAUAAGAAUAAAUUUCUACCUCAUUUUUUGACCAAAUAAUCAUGUAAACUUGUCAUUAGAAUGAAGAGGACAAUACUACGAGUGUUUGGGAUCAAACGGCACCUGAUUCGGAGUAUGGACGAGGGAGAAACGAAGAAUAAAAAACAAGGGACCAAGAAGUGUGAAAUACCCGGUCCAAAUCCCCGAUAGGGGAUUUUGAUAAGAAGAAUUACCCGGUCAGGAAGUCCAAUUACCCCACCGGGGAAUUGAAAUACCCGACCGGGUAACUUCCAGAAGUGAGUAUAAAAGCAUGUUUUGUGUGUGUUUGGAGGGAAGAGCUGGGUUUUGGUUCCCAAACUCCCAAGGGACGAACCAAAGAGAGAGAGGGAGAUCUAGAGCCAUUCCUGGAGCUAUUUUGGAGGAUUCUUUACCAUUGGAGCUCAAGGAAAAAGUCUAGACAUGAAGAUUUAAGAACUAGAAAGUUAUACUGAAUUCUCUCUCUUCUCUAUGGAGUAACUUACCUUCACUUAGGUUUUGAGGAACCCUAGCCAUGUUUUUUUAUUGAUGAUUGUAUGAGUACUCCUACAUGAUAAUCUUGAGUUCAUAUUCAAUCUAUGCAUGUUCUUAUGAUUCAAUUCUGCUUUAGUCAAGAUUAUUGAUUCUGCUUUGAUCAUAUGGGAGUGAAUACCUUAUUAGGUCAAUAGAGAACCAUAGAUUGGUCAUAUUGGAUUUAUUGCUAUAGUCGAGGGUCGAUUCACUGCUUUGUAUUGAUUGAGAACCUCAUUCGAUAGAGGUAAUCUAGUUCAGAACGCCUUGAUCGGUUGUUCUAGAGAAGGAUACGUCCCUCUAGGAAAUCGACUAAAGAGGGCAUUGACUUCUUUAGUCGAGAUUCAAGGUCUAGUCAAGGAUUCUCUACAUAGGGAAUGAAAGUAAAACAUAUUAGAAAUCAUUAAUCAUUAAUCUGGCUAGUGGCUAGGGGCAAUCAUACCUAAGUGAGUUCCCAACUUGUAGUUAGAUUAACUUUAACUGUAAUUUGCUAGAGUAGUUAUAAUUGUUCUAUCUUAAUCUGGUUUGCUAGAUUACUUUUGCCACUAUACUACAGUCCCUUUCAUUGGUUACACUUGGUCAUUGGUAGGAGUUGUGCUUUAACGAGUCAAGUUUUCGGCGCCGUUGCCGGGGACUUUCUAUAUUAUUAGGAAAGGCAGAAUUUUGUUAAGUUAGCUUUUCUUUCUGUUGUUUUUCUUUUCCACCCUUGCUUUUCACUUGGGUCCUAAUGGCUUCUCCAACCAUUGGGGGUAUCCACCACCACCCAAAUGGUAUUACCCCGAGACUUCCUGGAGCAAUCAAGGGGUAGAAGACUAUGGAUUCGGGUUUCAGUACUAACCCCCUACUACGGAGAACAACCAGACCCUUGGGAACCUCAAGAACAAUCUCCUUAUCAAAAAGAAUUCCUCCCACAACCAGAGGGCCAUCAGAGCUAUAGUUAGCCAUGGUGGCCUUCACGAGCUAUUCUGUAGAGCCAUGCUACACUCCACUACCAGAUCCAAACUAUCAAUUGAGGCUUCUCGUGGAGCAGUUUGUUCGGGACACCAAGAGAUAUUUCCCCAAGAUAGACCUUAUAAUCAAAUCAAUUGUUCCUCUUGUUGUUCCUCAUGACCCUUCCUUUCUCUGUGAAUCGGAGGAGACUGUUCCGCACUCAGCAAAACAAAUAGAGCGGGUUGACCAAGUUUGUGCACAGCUUACUCAAGAUCACCUUUAUGUCACGGAGAGCUCCCGUGAUGAUCAUGAUCAGGAAUGUCCUGUUGUAGCCGACCACACCGAGCUUUGAAGAGACGGUCAUGAGUGAGGAGAUGUAAGAUGAUCUCAUCGAAGAAAUUGCUUGGCGAUUUGCUCUCUAAUCCGUGCUGGAAGAAGAAGAGCAAGAAAGGGUGCGAAAAGAAGUUGUGGAGGAUGAAAAAAGUGAAGCAGAAGGAGUUCUUGAUCUUUUCCUAGGGGUGAUACCACAUUUUGAAGAAGGAAGGGGGGUUGAGGAAGCAAUUGGCGUCCAAGCUGGGGGACGAAGUUGGGGUGGAAGAGGCUUGCACCGGCCCUAUGUUACAAGUAAUAUCUCCACCAAACUUCGAGGAGCUAUUUGGUCAGGACCCAUUUACAAUGUCUCUUUUCCAGACCAUGGCCACAUCGACAUCGGUUCCUCUUGGUGGACAUGAUGGUGGUUAAACGAUGCUGUCAUAUCUGGUUUGGGGCAAUUAGACAAGAGAAGAAAUGAAGGAGAGGUCUUGUGUGUGGAGCUGCAUCUUCCUCGAGUGCAUGAGCCAUCUUUAUCACCUAUCAUACCACCUGCUCGUGACUUGAGACUCCACCUCAUUGACGAGAACCUCAACUUCAAAGAGGUUCUAGUAGGGCCCGAAACUUAGGAACCAUGGUCAAGAAGCGCUUGUUGGGAGGCAACAAAACUAUUCGGUUUGCAUUUCUUUCCCUAUUUCUCUUCGAUUGAGUCAAUUUUGUUCUUUGAUUUUAGAGUCGAUAACUCAACCUUUGUUAGAUUUUGUGUGGUGUUUGUGUUCUGAAUACUCUCUAAUUCCAUAAUGCACUGCCUGCCCCGUCCACCAUCAUUCACACUUGAUCUGGUAACUUCAUUCUACCCUCCUUAUCUUUCCUCCAUUGAGGACAAUGUCGUGCUUAAGUGUGUGUGUGUGUGGGGGGGGGGGGGGGUGUUCCAUUAUGUUUGAGUGUGAAUGUUUGGUUGUAUGUGUGUGCUUGGAGCCUAGUCCAGUGUCCAAAUUUUAUGAUUGAGGGCUCCAAGUACGUGUUUCUUGCAAAUGCCUGCUCAGUAUGCUUUGAAUUGACAGUCUUUAUAGGGAUAUGCAGCUUGUUGAGGUAGUGAAAACACUAUGGAGGAUGUUGAUGCAUUUAAGAAGUCUCAUUUCUUCAUUAUAUUUUGUUGGAUGAUUGUGUGAAUUAGUGAUCUUAGUACACAUGAAUCAUGUGGUAUCGAUAACUCUCUACCUGUCAUGGACUCAUGUAUCAUUUUUUGAUUUUUGAAAAAGGUUCUCUAAAUUGUGAUUUUAAAACAUUGUCUCCCGUUUGGAAAUCGGUGAAAGUGUGUAAGGGGAGAUGAGAAUUCAUUCCCAACUUCCACCUACUACCUCCAACCCCCUUACAUUUCUUUCCCCCGCACGAGGCUUGAGACAUUUGCUCCCGGCAUGGCCGGUAAGAGUCGGGCUCCCUCAAAAACUUUGCUAGGUGGGAGCCCCGUUUUCUGGAAAUUAAAGGUUGGAACCUUUGCAAGCAAAUAAAAAUAAUAAUCAAACAAGAAAAAAAAGGGGUUUCACCCAUCUUUAAAGAAAAAAAUAGAGCACCUAAAAAAGUGAGUUCAUGAUCUUUCUGUUUUUGAGAGUCUCUUUAUUCACGGAUCACUUCUACUACGAUCACUACUUGGCAUGAUCCCGACUCGGGACUAGAGUUCUCGCCGAAGAAGCUAGGAGGUGCCUUGUGCAUUGGCUGACCUCGUAAGCUGCUAAAUGAGCUAGGAAGUCUGCUACCAAUGAUCGGGGUUGCGGGUUGCUGUUGCUGUCUGGAGAGUUGCAUUGGUUUGAUUCGGGUUUGCUUGGGGACAAGCAAACAGUUAAGUGUGGGGGGAUUUGAUGAAUCGAUAUUUGCACGUGUUUUCCCUUUUGUUUCUUGAUCGUUUAAGCUUGCAUUAUCGCUUCUUUGGUCUAUUUUAUGCUAGGUUGUGUUCCUUUGUCACAUUUCAAGUCCUAGCACGUAAAGUGAAGUAUAGAUGCGUGUUUCUAGUCAAUUGGAGAUCAAUUGGCGACUCAGGAGAAGAAACUUGGCAUGACCUAAAUAAGAAUGGAUUUCUAACACAUUUUUUGAAUAAAGAAUCAAGUAACAUUUCAUUAGAAGGAAGAGGACGAGACUACAAGCAUUCGGGAUCAAACGACACCUUAUUCGGAGUUCGAACGAGGGAGAAACGAAUAAUCAAAGACAAGGGACCCGUAAGUGUGAAAUCCCCGGUCCAAAUCCCCGAUUGGGGAUUUUGAAGUCCGGUAAGGGAUUUUGAUCAGAAGAAAUACCCGAUCAGGAGGUCCAAUUACCCCACCGGGGAUUUGAAAUACCCGACCGGGUAACUUCUAGAAGCGAGUAUAAAAACGUGUUUUGUGCAUUUUUGGAGGGGAGAGCUGGGUUUUGGUUCCCAAACACCCAAGGGAAGAACCAAAGUGAGAGAGAGAGAGGGCGAUCUAGAGCCAUUCUUGGAGCUAUUUUGGAGGAUUCUUCACCAUUGAAGCUCAAGGAACAAGUCUAGACAUGAAGACUGAAGAUCUGGAAAGUUAUAAUGCAUUCUCUCUCUUCUCUAUGAGGUAACUUCCCUUCACUUAGGUUUUGAUGAACCCUAUCCAUGUUUGUUUGAGUGGACGAUUAUAGGAGUACUCCUACAAGAUAAUCUUGAGUUCAUAUUCAAUAUAUGCAUGUUUCAUGAUUCAAUUAUGCUUUAGUCGAGAUUAUUGAUUCUGCUUUGAUCCUAUGAGAGCGAAUAACUGAUUAGGUCAAUAGAGCACCAUAGAUUGAUAGUAUUGGAUCGAUUGCUUUAGUCUAGUUCAGAUCCCUUGAUCGGUUGUUCUAGAGAAGGAUAUGUCCCUCUAGGCAAUCGACUCAAGAGGACCUUGACCUCUUUAGUCGAGAUUCAAGGUUUAGUCAAGGAUUCUCUGCAUUGUGAAUGAAAGUGAAGUAGGUUACAGAUCAUCAAUCAUUAAUCUGGCUAGUGGCUAGGGGGAAUAAUACCUAAGCGAGUUCCCAACCUGUUAUUAGAUUAACUUUAACUGUAGUUUGCUAUAGUAGUUAUAGAUAGUUAUUCUAUCUUAAUCUAGUUUGCUAGAUAAUGAACUCAAGUUGAGUAAUAGUAACUCUAGAGACACUUGGAUUCGAUAUUUAUUACUUGUGUCACUAUACUACAGUCCUUUACAUUGGUUACACUUGGCCAUUGGUAGGAGUUAUGUUUUAGCGAGUCGGAAACCUUGAUCAAAUUAGUUGCCUCAACUCUUCGUUGCACAUUAUGUCUUGCUUUAAACUCAUGCUCACCCUUUAUCUAAUUUUGGAUAGGCUGGUGGCGCGGUUUUGGUGGGGAGUGGAGGAUGGGCAUUCCCGCAUAAGAUGGAUGUCUUGGUGUAAGAUGUGUCGUAGUAAGCAUGAGGGAGGGAUGGGCUUUCGCCGGUUCGAGCAUUUCAACCAGGCUUUAUUAGCCAACAUCGGGUGGAAAAUACUGACUGAAUCCCUGUCCCUCCUCACUCAAGUGUAUAAAGGGAAGAAUUUUCCUAAUGGCACUUUCCUCAAUGCUAGUGCGCGCUCUCGUCCUUCCUGGGGUUGGCAGAGCAUCCUGUAUGGGCGACUACUUUUGGUGCGGGGCCUUAGAUGGUAGAUUGGGAGUGGUGGGGGAGAGUCCGCUCUACGUGACAGUUGGAUCCCUACCUGGCAUCCUAACCACCCCCCCCCUAUUUAACCCUCAGGUGUUUCCAGAAGGGGGUGAUCUCCAAGUGGCUGAUUUGUUUUGUCUAGUUGAGGGCCACUAGUUGACUGAUAAACUCACCUAGUGGUUUCCUCCCGACAUUUAUCGUGCUAUUAAAGCAAUUCCCCUACCCUGUCAGGCUAUGAAGGACAGUCAAAUCUGACAUGCCCCGUGUGAUGGGAUUUUCAUUGUGAAAUCGGCAUAUCAUCUGGCUGUGUUGAUGGACAAGCAAAAUGGGAGGUGGAGUCCGACUAUUAGUUGGAUGGACAGACAGAGUUGGAUCCGGUUGUGGGCUUCCUCAAUUCCACCUAAACUGAAGGUAUUUUUGUGGCAAGUCUUGCACCGAUUCCUCCCAAAUAUGGAACCCCUUAUUGAGAAGAAGGUCCCGGUCCACCCUAGGUGUCCGCUUUGCUGGACAAAGUCCCAAUCUAUGGAGCAUCUUUUUUUGGAAUGCCUUGUGGCUAGAGCGUUGUGAGAUAAUGUUGGAGUGGAGCAUAUUGGUCAAGGGAUCCCUCGUCAUACUUUUCCUCUCUUCCUCAAAAAAUUGUUGGUUAUCAUUGAGAAUCCGCAAUAAGUCAUGGCGUUAGUGGUCGUUCUAUGGCGGAUUUGGAAAUCUCGUAACUGGGUUGUCUUUCAAGAUAAACAGUUUGCGAUUCCAGCUCUAAUGAGGCAGUACUAUCAGCAAUUGAAUGAGUGGGCUAACUUGCCUAAGGAUAAGGUGGUUAAUACCUCUUUGGCUGGUUCUAUAAUUUGUAGGUGGGAUGGAGUCUGUAAGUGGGAUGGAGCGAAGAGACAUGGGUCCCAUUCGACAGGGGGUUCGGUGCUCCUGGACCAGGGUGGGAAGGUCAUCUUGCUAACAAGUGUUCAAUUUCCCAGGAUAGAUGACCCCAUGAUUGUGGAACUCUUGAUCCUCUGGGAAGCGAUCCUGUGGUGCCGCCAAAGGGGUUUUAGGUGGUGUGGUUUGAAGGGGAUGCGAAGGUGGUUAUAAAUAGGCUCAACCUAGGGCAUGAACGUGAUAGCAGAGCAGGUGCCAUUUUCCACAAGGUGCUGAAUUAUUUGGCGGAGUGCGUGGGGUUUAGUGUUUGAUUCGUAGGUCGGCGUAAUAAUAGGCCAGCCCAUUUGAUGGCUCGCAAGGCCCUUUCAUUGUACUCGAUAGCGUGUCGUUCUUUUGAUUUUGUGGCCUAACUGAGGUACAUGCUGUAAUGAUCUAUUCUUCCGUAUUAAUAUAUAAUUAUCUUUUGUCAAAAAAAGUAAGCAUCUUUCGUUGUAUCCUACUAAGUUUCUUUUAUUGUCUAUGUCACUUCACGUACUAACAUAAAGUUUUCAUAUAUAUUCACCUGCUCGGUGAUUAAUAAUUUCUCUCUCAACUUUUAGCCAUAAAAUGGGUAGGUUCCGCCAAUGACAUUGUGGCUGGUUAUUAUUGUAACACAUUAGGCGAAUCUCACAUCGACAAAGCACGAGAGAGAUCAAUGGUUUAUAGGUAAGAAACCGAUCGUAACUGACAAGACGCGUUUUAUGGUGAAAUGGACGAGUUCUUGUGAGAACUCUGAAGUUAAACGUGCUCAGCGUGGAGUACAACAAGGAUGAGUGACCUUAUGAGAAGUCACCUUGAAUUGAACCCCAAGUCAAAAUCCGUGAGGGUCUAGACCCAAAGCGGACAAUAUCUUGCUCGGAAAAUGGUUCGGGAUGUUACAAUUGUACUUGCCCAAACUUGUCAAAGUAGGUUCGGUCAUGAGUGUCAUGUCAAAAAUUACUGUCACAACAAGUUAAGUAUACCAGUUGUAAGAAGUUAAGUCUCUGGUAUCAGUAAUAAUAAAUGUAUUAAGGUAGAAGGUGAUGGGAUUAGGUGCUAACCCUUAUAGGGGUUAGCACCGUGAUAACUAACAAAAAACGCUACUAAAAAUAACGAAAUCACUACGAAUUAUUAUAAAAUCAAUACAACAUCUAAGCUAAAUCACUACUAAUUCAAACUAGUAGUAGUUUUUCCCUUGGUUAGGACGGUGCUAACUAUUGUACAAUUAGCACCGUAACCGCUCCCGAGAAGAAAAGUGCAGAUUGAGUUUAAUGACGUUGUCUAGUAGUUGGUUGUUUUCUUUUAACUAUGUGAUUUACAACAUUUUAUUAUAGAUUUAUUUAUCCACUGCCAUAACUCGUUUACUUACCAAUUGGACUUGUGGAAUUAACCGCUCGUUGACUUGGUUUCCUAUAUAAAAGUGUUGAUGUGGCACAGUGGCGGCAAUGCUUGACUUUCUCCUUUACCUUGCAUUGUAUUAAAGGAUCGAGCGCCUAACUUGGCUCCCCUUCUCGUCAGUGUGAAUUUGUGAUGGAAAUGAAAACAUGCAUGUGCUUCUACAUUUGUUAUUGUUGUUCCGGUAAACAUCACCUAAAAUUAUACCAGAAUUUGGCAGCUCUGCUCUGGUUACGCAUAUGUGGCCACUGAUCUUAGCUGAUACAUGCGUGUGUAGUCAGUGACGUAGUCAGGAUUCCAAUCCAAUCGCGAUUUCAACUUACAAGAUAAAAUUUAAUGAUAUUGUGUGCAAUUAUCACGGACAUUAUCUUUGAUAGAUCCAAUUAAAUAAUGAUCAUUCAUCAAGUUAUGAAUUACUCGAUUGCGUAGCUUAUUUCUUACUAUUGAUUCGGUAGUUGAAAAAUGAUAUCCGGCAGCUAGCUAAAAUAAGCUUCAAUUUUAGUGACAAUUUAAAUUAAACCGGCAUGUUCAGAUUAUAAAACUGAAAUUUUGUUAUGGGAAAUCUGAGAACUAACAUAUAUUCUUAUUAUUAACUAACACUUUUCUAGUAAGAGCUUAUCGAUUUUUAUCCGUAAGAGAACAUGAAAAGUAUAUGAAACAGAAACCGACCUGAAUCUUUAAACUUAGUAAUGAUACACUAAAUCACUAAUAAUCUUGAUCCUGCAGGCAGAUAACUCUCUAAAGCCAUACCCAAUAUUUCUCUGAUCUGUACGAAUACAAAUUAGUCAUUAAUUAUCCAGCGUAAAUGAAUUAACAACUUUGAACGAAGCUGCUGCUAAUUAAUUACUACACGCUAUAUAUACGCCUAACUUACAACCCACAUUCAAAUUAAUUGAUUGCAACAGCUAGCGAUCGGCGUCAUGCAAUAAUUAUGAGAGUUAUAAAUUGAUGGGGUUGGGAUUAUUAUUGUGGCUCAGAAAGAAUCGAUCAUUUUAUAAGUUUGUCUGCAUGCAGCUCACCUUGACGACGAUGACGAUGGGGUUGAUGUCAGCAUUACGAAGAUAUAUAUGCAUGCAGAUUGCAGAGUAGUAGUUUACUUAAUUGGUAUUCUUUCCCUUUGUCUUCCCGCAACUGCAAACCCAUGCAUAUAUAUAUAUAUAUAUGGUAUAGGGCGGCCAUGCCUUUCUAUCCAUCUAUCUGUCUAUCUACAAAUAUAUCCAUCGAUCGAGUAGCUAGGAGUAAAAUCAUGAUGAGAGUUCAAGAAAGUUAUGGGGUGUGAAUGCGGCUGCAGGUCCAUAGACUUUUUUCGUUUUCGGGCAAGGAAAAAUCGGCGUGACUGCAUAUGCCUGUGCUUAUUUGCCACAGAUCUGACCUUUCUAAUUCGUACGAUUUAAAAGUGUUUGAUGCAAUUUGAAUCGGAUUAUUUGGCUACGACUGGAUGUCACUAGGGUACACUAUGUGUAUGGGUCGAUACAUGUUUGGGUUGUUGUUUUGGGUCUGGUUGUAACCGCUUUCCUUUACCACACAUUGGAUUAGGGUUAGACCACUUCUCAUACUCUUUUGUAAUCUGUAUAUCUCCUCGAAGUAUGGUGAAAUUGGCUAUCUCUUGUCCGUGGACUAGCUAAACACACUUUGUGUUAGUGAACUACGUCAAUCAGUGUGUCUUGUGUUUCACUCUUGUUUUCAUAUUCUUGCUUUAUCGUUACUUCUAUAUUCUAAUCCGCAAAGAAACAGUCGUGACUGAAAGUUAUAAGAAGUCAAGCAUAACCUGAUUGGGUUUCGGAAAGUGUUGCCGUUCAUAUAGCUUCCUUGAGAGAGAUUCUUUCGUGGAAGACUUAUGAGGUGGUUGAUUUGGAUGGUGGACUGGACUAGUGGAAUGUGAAAGAGAGUGGAUUAGUUUAACAAGGAAUUCUACGAGAAGAUGGAAAUGGAGGCCAAGAUUCGUUGUUCUCAUUAUAUUGUGUUUCAAGUAGAGGGAAAGUAAAUACUAAGAUUGAUA
This is a messenger RNA of Linum trigynum, 9707 nucleotides long. NCBI's taxonomy places the organism in Eukaryota, Viridiplantae, Streptophyta, Magnoliopsida, Malpighiales, Linaceae. The record is from the annotation of a GenBank genome assembly.